Messenger RNA from Cinara cedri, 4097 nucleotides. NCBI's taxonomy places the organism in Eukaryota, Metazoa, Arthropoda, Insecta, Hemiptera, Aphididae. The record is from the annotation of a GenBank genome assembly.
CUAUGGUCUCUACAGAGGUCAAAAUUUGUUAUCACCACGGUAGUCCAACAAAAUAUCCGGCGUUUGGUCUUCAUCAAAGCUCACAGUCCUCACAACCCACAUUUUCUAUUUUGUUAUCUUAUAGUAUUUCAUGUUUUUUUUUUAAAAAUUAGUCUUUUAAUAAUAAUGUAAUUAAAACCCAAAAUCAUGUCGUACAGUAAAGUAUUGCACAAAAGUCGGUUGUUUACAACCUUGUUACAAAAACCCAUGGUGAGUUUUUUUUUACAGUAAUUGUUCUGUAAAUAUUAUUAUGCUAUGUAUUUAAAUAUAUUUUGUAUUUAUUGUGUUCUCAGAUAGGACAGACGUGCAAUUUCCAUAGAUUUUCAAAUACUACUUUUAAACUGGUUUCACUAGCACCCAAAAAAUUUCUUACACCAGAUCUUAAGCAUUUAACAGCAACUAGUUUUACCUUUAUUCGACAUAGCAGUGGUGAGAGUCAUGUAGAAUCCACUUUGGCCAACAACAAUAAGGAAUCUGUUGAUUUGACUGAUGAUGUCAUACCGGAUGCACCUGAAGUCCCUGUUGAAACUACAUCUGUCGAACAAGUCGAAAUAGUUUUGGUACCUAUACUAGCUAGUUCACACGAUACACAUUUCAGAACGUGUUUGUUAAAAUAUCAAUAUUUUAAUUUUAAUGUUUGACUAGAAUGCAUUGGGAGAACAGACUAUACAAAGUGCAGGACUUGGCUCAUAUACUCCAGUUGGAUUUUUACAAUAUGCUUUAGAAUACUUGCAUGUUACUUGUGGGUUACCAUGGUGGGGUGCAAUAAUUGCUGGUGAGCAUAAUAUAAUAUUCUAAAUUAUAAAGAUGGUAUUAAAAUAAUUAAAAUGCACCUGUUUUUUAUAUAACAAGUUAAAUUUAGUGAAAAUACCUAAUGGCUAAAGAGGUAGAUGGUAACAAUUGUAGUUUAUCAUAUUAGUCAAAAUGUGUGUUGUUGCGUUUACAUUCAAAAUGUAAAACUUUUGACUUCACUUAGAAUUGAAUAUCAUUAUAUUCAGUAGCGGUGUGAACAAGGUUAAAUUAAAGCAGCUGCAUCAUGAAAAAAAGGGUGGGUGUGUGUUGAAUGUUGAUGUUUAUAGUUGAAUAGAUACAAGACACUUGAGAUACUAUGUACAAUACAUCAUAGUAAACACUUUAUUCUUAUGAUUAAAAUUUAAAAAUCAAGAAAAUUUACAUACUAAUCUUCGAUUUAGUAAAUGUUUUUUUAUAUUUUGUGUUUAUAUUAUAUAUAAAGAAAGAUGGAUAGGUGGAUGUUGAAAAUUUUACUGUGUCAUUGAAAUAAUAAGUUCACACUGCCACUGAUUAUAUUAUAUAUUAUACUAGUUAAAAUUUUAAUCUUAAAAUAUAGCAUUUUUGGAAUUAAAUCAAUAUUUGUUUGACAAAUAGCUGGAAAUUUACAUUUUAUUAAUUUUUAAUUUAGUUUCUUAUUUUAAUGGAAUAAAUAUGUAAGAAUGAAUAUUUUUUUUGUGAGACUAGAGGCAUUGAUAAGGUUUAGUUACAGUUCUGCAGAAAGAGAUUCAUUUUACAAAUCUGUGUAAUAAUUAUUAUUCUAUUUUAGAAUUAUAAAUGUUAUAAAUAUUAGUUUGUAAAAUUCUCAGUACAUGCUAAUCUUACAAUUAAUCACAGUAAAACUUUUUUUUAUUUAAAUUAAAAUAAACAUUUACAAUCUGUUUAUUUUUUGCAUAAAAAGCAAAUUUGGUGAAACAAUAUAACAAUAACAUAUAAAAGACAUGAACACAUGAAAAGAGAAGCCAUGCAGUGAUAGGACCCUAAGUAAAACUAAAUUUUAUUGAAAUAACAAUUGAUGGAUCUAUUAGUUUUAAUUUAUAUGCAUAUAUAAUAUAUUUGGUUUGAUUUAAUAUUUAUAUAUACAAAAAUAAGUAUAAUAUGAUAUUUAUUAUUGGAAUAAACCAAACUGUAUUCAUUUUUUAUUUCUAGGUACAACCAUUUUGCGUUUAUUAGUAUUUCCUUUUGUUGUUUCAUCACAACGCCAUACAGUAAAAAUGAAUAAUAAUAUGCCACAAAUCCAAGCAUACCAAGAAAAAAUGACAGAAGCUCGAUUACAUGGGAAUCCUUAUGAAAGUAAAUUACCUAAUUAUGUUUGAUAUGAUGAUUAUUACUUUUAAGUACUUUUUUUCAUAAAUUCUACAAAUUAAUAUAUAUAUAUUAGUAUUUUAAUUUUAGAAUUAAACAGAAAAUUAAUAAUAGUAGUGAUAACUGUUACAAAUUCAAUUCUAAAAUAAUACAACAUGUGUUGUGUAUGUAUAAAUAUUUUGAUUUCAGUGGCAAGAGCUUCACAAGAACUUAUGUUAUUUAUGAAAACUCAUCAAGUUAAUCCAUUAAAAGGAAUGAUAUUACCUGCUGUUCAGGUAAUUUAGAGUUUAGAAUUUGUGUUUUAUUUUAUAACUCUUUUAUUAUUAUUAUUGUUUUUCAGUUUCCUAUAUUCUUAAGUAUGUUUUUGGGUUUAAGAGGUAUGGCAAAUUUACCUUUAGAAAGUUUUAAGUAUGGUGGUCUAUGGUGGUUUACUGAUAUUACUGUGCCCGACCAAUUCUUCAUAUUGCCUGUUCUCACUGUUAUGACUCUUGGUUUGACAUUAGAAGUAAUAUCAAUUAAAUUUUACAAAUAUUGUAUUUAUUGUUAUGUACUUACAUAAUAUUAAUUUACACAUUUCUAGCUUGGAGCAGAUAUUGGUAAACUAACUUCAACGAAUGUUGGAUUUGGAAAAUAUCUAAAAUAUGGAAUUCGUUUAUUACCUAUUAUUGUAUUUCCAUUUAUUGUUAAUUUCCCAUGUGUAAGUACUAUUUUAUCUCUAUUUUAAAAGACAAAUAAUUUGUGUAACACUUAAAAUUGUACCUAUGUAUUAUCAUUGAUCCGAAAACAUGUAUUUAAUUGUGAAUUAUUGUUUAAUUUUAAUACAAAUGUGUUGUUUCUUAUACUUUGUUUUAGGCAGUAUGUUUAUAUUGGGCAUCAACUAAUUUUAUUUCACUAGGACAAGUAAUGUUUUUAAAAAUACCUAGUGUAAGAAAUUAUUUCAAUAUUGAAAAAAAGAGGGUGGUAGAAUUGACUCAGAAAAAGAAGAAAGGAGUUGUUGGAGAGUUUAAAGAAUGUAUGAAAUUAGAUUAAUUUAAAAAUAUAUUUAAGUUUAAGAGAAUAGCUGCAUUUGUGUCAAUAUUUUUUAAUUUUCUAUGUCCAAUGACUGUAGAAAAUCCUUGCUCUGUAUUUCUAUCAUGGUAAUCAUUUUAGUCACUUAUUAUAAAAUUAUAAAAUAAUAACAUAAUCUAUGAUCUUAUUUUCGGAUUUUUCAAUAUUUUCAUUAACUAACUUAAUAUUGACUGUUUUGUAAACUUAAUAUUUUUCUCUUUCAAAUUUAUAAUUUAAACCUAAACCUGUUAGUAUAAAGUGAAUAUAGAGAAAGGAUUUUUCUAUAAUCCCAGUUUGUAUGAUAAAAAAAUCAAUUAACAGCACUGUCGUUUCCUGUUUAAAUGUGAUUUGAUUACAAAUUGUAUUUAUUUUUUCUUUAGCAUGGAAAAAUAUGCAAGUUGUCAAAGAAAUUGAAGAAAGGGAACGUUUAGAUCACAUGAAGUUCAUACAGGCUGGCCGAGCAGCGCCAGUUAAGACAUUUAAAUACAAUCCAAAAGUGACAGGAGGGUUGAAAAAGGAAGUUUAAUAUAAACUAUAGUAGUAUUUAUUUGAUGUUUAUUUUUGUAAUAUAAAAGAUGUGUUAAGACUAUAUACAUGUUAUGGAUAUUAUACAAUUUUAUGAUCAAAAUGUUGGAUGUCUACGCUGUAGCAAUGCAUUUAUUUAAAACUGAUGAUAAAUGUGUAUUCUCUAAAGCAGCAGCCACUCUUUCUUUGUCAUCUAACUGUUUAUUUAUGGCGUGUUCGGAUGCAUGUGUACCAGGUGUUAUGGUAACAGAUAUUUUAAAACGAGGUGGUAGACACCAUAAAAGUCUAACUUUGAUAGAUAAUCCAAUUAAUGUAGCCAUACUACAAUGAGGAAUUGUUGGUGUGAAUAAGACUUUAAUGAUAUUAGCAUUAUCAUCAACCUGUAAAAAUCA